AUGAGGUAUCGAGUCACCCGAUUACCACAGUAUCUUAUUCUCCACAUUCAGCGAUUUACCAAGAACGACUUCUUCGUGGAAAAGAAUCCGACUUUAGUCUACUUUCGUGGGAAAGACUACAUCCCAGUGUCAAUCCCCAAAGAGAAUGAGAGUUUGCGUUCAAAGUAUGAUCUGAUUGCCAACAUUGUUCAUGAUGGCAAACCUGGUGAAGGUUCAUACAGGAUAUUUGUACAGAGAAAGUCAGAAGAAUUAUGGCAUGAGAUGCAGGAUCUACAUGUUUCAGAAACUCUUCCCCAAAUGUUUGCCCUUUCUGAGACUUGUAUGCAGAUAUAUGAACAGCAGCAGUAA
Messenger RNA from Prunus armeniaca (apricot), 348 nucleotides. The record is from the annotation of a GenBank genome assembly. NCBI's taxonomy places the organism in Eukaryota, Viridiplantae, Streptophyta, Magnoliopsida, Rosales, Rosaceae.